AUGUCUUGCACUAUGGAAACCGUUUCCCCGACAGCCACGGCUUACCCUGCUGAGAAGGCGGCCUCUUCUAUUAGGCUCUAUGCGACACUUAGCGACGAAGUAAUUCAGUACAAGCCUUUCCAUUACAUGCCAAAUAUUGAAAAUGUCCAGAUGUACAACAAGGGCGGAUAUUAUCCAGUCCACAUUGGUGAUAUCCUUAAUGGUCGUUUCGAAGUUGUCCACAAGCUCGGCAGUGGCGGGUUUGGAAUCGUUUGGCUCUGUCGUGAUAUAUUGCUAGAAAAGUGGAGGGCAGUCAAGAUAAUGACCGCUAACCAGUCUGCUAAAGGCACGGAAGAAAAGAUAUUCAGCUAUCUACGACAUCAUUGCUCACCGGCAGAGCUCAAGAAAAACCACAUACUACUACCUUUGGAACAAUUCUCGCUCGUGGGCCCUAAUGGCCGCCAUUCAUGUCUCGUAAUGCCUCUUCUUGGCUCGACGGUUGAGAACUGGCGUUUGCUCAAAAUGGACUACGAGGAACAGACUCAUAAUGACACAAGAAGCGUAUGUCGACAGAUCGCCGAUUCCAUGCGUUUUCUCCAUAGUCACGGAAUAUGUCACGGAGACUUCAGACCAGCCAACAUCCUCAUGGAGGUUGAAGGUAUUGAUGAUCUAGAUCGGGAUGAAAUUCUAGGUCUUAUGGGAGUGCCGGAAUGUUUCGAUGUUGAGACUGUGUCUGGCCAGCCUCUAACACCUAGGGCCCCAAAAUAUUGCGUGACAUCUGCAAACGAAUUAUGGGCUAAGACUUUAACAGCCAAGUCUAUCGCAAUCAUCGAUUUCGGAGAAUCGUUCUUCACGACAACCCCCCCUAUAUCAACUGGCAUUCCGGAAAUAGAUGCAGCCCCUGAAGUCAUACUAAAAGGUUAUGGGACCUUAGGACCCCAUAGUGACAUAUGGUCAUUGGCAUGCACCUUAUUCGAAGUUAGGACAGGUUCACCGUUGUUCGCGGAUGUGGGCCGCUACCACCCCCGCGACCUAAAAACUCAACUGAGUAUGCAAGACUCUACAGUUGAAACCGAGCUGCAACCCGACACUCCGGAUAUAGAUGAAUUCGCGGAGGACAGGGCAGAGUUGAUUGAAGGGUCUGAUUAUUCAGAUAUAUUCGAAGCAAUACUUGGAUGUGAGCAAACUAGGUAUCUCAAUUUGCUUACAGAUGAGCAACCGGAAGCUAUCAAGUAUCGAUAUCCUCGAGAAUAUGUGCUAGGCUUAGCCGAUCUUUUGAGGAGGAUGCUAAAGUAUGGCCCAGAAGAUCGUAUCACUAUAAAGACAGUCGCGUCACAUCCUUGGAUCAUCUGGACUACUCCAAAUUCCGUGAAGAGAAGUAAAGAAGACAGGUUGCAGGCAAUCGAGAACAUAGUCAGACGCAUUACCAGUGAAUGUGGCCUAAGCUACGCAUGGAUGGCGUAUGUUAAAUACUACAUGAGCUAG
Daldinia decipiens is the source of this 1464-nucleotide messenger RNA. Its product is annotated as kinase-like protein. The coding region runs from base 1 to 1464 and encodes 487 amino acids. The transcript has 3 exons. Gene Ontology annotation, molecular function: protein kinase activity; ATP binding. Gene Ontology annotation, biological process: spliceosomal complex assembly; protein phosphorylation; regulation of mRNA processing. NCBI's taxonomy places the organism in Eukaryota, Fungi, Ascomycota, Sordariomycetes, Xylariales, Hypoxylaceae. The record is from RefSeq and is a predicted model, not a curated record.